GGGAGAAAGCUGCGGGCCAUGUGACUUAGCUUCCUGCUCUCCUGUUUGUAGGUGGUGUCUUGCAGUCACUGCUUUCCCGACAGGUUAUUGAAAGGCCAUGAAUGAGUUGGGAACAAGAGUCAAGACCAUGGAGUUUGGAAGCUGGAAUAUAUGUGAACAGACGGUGGUGCUGCAGGGAGCCUUCCUACUAGCAGAAAAACUUAUCACUCCAAAAACUUUGUUGGAAGCAAAGAAAUCUGACUGGCUUCUCAUUGAAAAGCCGGUUACCAGUGCUUUAAAGGAAAUAAGCUCAGGCAAUGGUUCGCACAGCCACGAAUGGAAGAAAAGAACCAUUGCUAUGCUUUGGGCCAAAAUUCUUUCUUGCAGGCCUGGGUUGACUGUAAAUUCAGACACUGACAUUGAGAGGAAAUGGAAAGAGGAUGUUUUUUUUCCAGUGGAAAACCUUAUCCCGAAAAUAAAUCACACAGUCUUCUUUGAACUUCUUAAAACAACCAAAUCAGCAAACAUAUUUGCAGAGUUGCUCAUAGCGCUUCCUACAGAUUUUUGGGUUGAAGAAGUGUCGAUAAUUGUGCAGCAUAUUUGCGAUGAGACCUCUUUGGAGGAUGUUACUUUCUUUUUGGAUUUGUGGUGGGAAAUCAUGAAAAGCAGCAAUAAUCAACUGGAUGAGACAUCUGUGUUAUUUUCUUCUAUUGCUUCUAGUUACCUUUUACAGAUGUCCAAUGAAUCUUGCCCAAGCUCGAAGCGAUUUAAGCAUGAUCCAGAGCAGACACUCACUCCUGCUGACAAAAUUCUUACAGUCUUUCUAGAAGGUCUUCAUAAAAUUAGGCAGCACAUAGAGAAUAGCAAGCUGAAAUGCUACACCGUUGCAAACUUGGCAGAAAUGUUAUGUUCCUCUGCUUUCCUAGAGAAGGAGUUUGAAUCUCUUCCCGUAAGGCUGUAUUUGGAAAAACUUGCUGCUAUCGUUCAUUUUCAUAGCACAGGAGCCAAAGAUCACAGCCUCUUGGAAGUGAUUCGAGAAGGAGAGAGGAUCAUACAAAGUGGAAGUGCUGCUUCAAAGUUUAGAUUACUACGAGGUGCUCAACAUUUUGGCCUCGAUAUUCUUAAAGAUCUACUUCUUCAAUGGGGAGACGAGUUACAAAAUUAUAUAAAUGAUGGCAAAGAGAUUAGCUAUGAAGUCUAUAGAAUGGCAGAGAGUAUUUCAUCUUUACACAAAAUCUUGAUUGUAUCAGAGAAUACAGAUACAUUUCCAGAGGAACAGAGAGGCAGUGCUUUAGAACUGGCAGAAUGUAUUUCAAGACUUCUAGAGAAACCCUCAAAUAUUAUUUUGACUUCUAAUUUGAACGAUAGUGAGAUUAUUGCGUCAAUUGCUAUGAAAAUAAUUGAUGAUAAAGCGGCACGUUACAAAGAAGUCUGCUCCGUUUUUGCUUCAGAGACCACUUGGGCUUUUUCUCGUGCUUGGAUAAAUUGUCUUACAAAGAACAAAGCCCACUUUAAGGAGACUGACUUAAUAUUUAUAUUGCUGCAAACUGUAGUAAAUGCUGUUUCUACACAAAGCAAUGUUAAAAUCAAAGAAGUACGUCAAGUUUCAGAGGUAAUUUUAAGCCUCUUUUUGGAAAUUUCUUUAGCAGAGAAAGAUACUUUGCUGAUGAGAGUUUUAUCUUCAUGGGGCAAUAAAGGACUUUUGCACACUAUGGAGGCAUUCACCGAUAAUUUCCAGGAAGAGCUUAACAUAACUUUUAAUCAAAUUUCUCAAAGUGUGACUGACUUCAGUGUUAGUAAAGCAGUUUCUCGGGUAGCCAAACUGGCGUUGUUGAACCCCGAAGCAGUUGUAAACAAAGCAUGCCACUUUGCAGUGGUCAACGAUGGUGCUCAUAUAUUUUUAGGCAAAAUUUUGACUUCUCUCCCUGCCUUACGUUUUAAGGAUUUAAAUAAUGCAGAAAACUCUAGCUCUUUAUUAACUCAGUGCUUAAUGGAUACAUGUUGGGGGAAACUUUCAUCUGUAAAGGAGGAGAACCAAUUCCUAUCUCUACUGACCUAUCUCAUGGAGCCUUCUGAGUCCUCCGAUAAUACUACUGCCAUCAGUCUUCUUCAGCCAGAAGAAGUUGUCAGGACUUUUGUUCUUCCAUAUAUUUUAGAGGAAUGUGUUCAUGUUGAGCUGUGCUUACACAUUCUUCAUAAAGCUCUAUGUGCAAAACCUGUACAGACAUUUGGCAAACACUGGGUUUUGUCUUGUUCUCCAUUUCCACUUCUUUUGUCUCUUUGUAAACUUCUUAACAUCUAUACAAAGUACUGGCAGCCAUCUGAUAAACCAUAUUGCCUUACCCUGGGCUCCAAAGAAUUAAUUGUUGACAUAAUUAAACUACUGUGUAGUGCAAUCAUGCCAGAAGCUGAACAUGCCCUGGAAACAUGGAACAAGUCUCUAUUUUGGCUACACAGAAAAAUGGAGCAUUUGGAUUGGGUAGUGUGCAUCAGACUGCAUCCUAUUUAUGGAGAGCAUUUCAAAAAAGAAGUUCCUGCUUCGUUAUUUGAGCUUUGCAACCUAUCCGAGAACGAGUGGACAGCACUUGACUUUCCAGAGUAUGGUCUUGGUACAGGACUCUUAGCAUGGUUGGAAUGUUGUUGUAUCUCAGUUGAGAUGAAAGACCAAAUGCUCUCCCUUCUGUCCGUCAAUACAGAAAACCCAGAAGAAGUCAACCUGUUUAGUAAAGGGUUCCUUGUAGCAAUGAUCCAGGUCCUACCAUGGUGUUGUUCAACGGAAUGCAGUCUUCUGAUCCAAGUGGUGUGUGACCUUCUGCACAGGCAAAUACUCCAUGUACCUUACACUCUGGAAUACGUGCAACAUAUGCCUCUUCUGAACCUGCGGCCUUUUGCAUUCAACCUUCAGUUCUCCAUUCUCCUACUUCGAGGAUUCCAGCUUCUCUGUAGCUCUAGCUGUUCCGAAUGGCUUUCUCAUGAAGGACACAAGCAUAUUGCACGACUUUACAGUUCUUGUAUAUCUUAUAUACUGGAUACAGUCAAGCAGACCUUGUCGGGGUGUAACCUCCAACUGCAGCAAGAAGGGAAAGAAUCAGAUUAUGUACAGGAAGUCUUAUUCAUUUACACUCAGGUAUUCUGCCAUGUGCUCCAUAUAAUUGCCAUGAUGCCUGACAACACAUGUGAACCUCUUUACAUUCUGUCACUUGAAAUUCUCUCAUUGUAUGAAACCCUGAGAUCAACAGACACUUCUACAAACUGCUUGCUCAGAAGAGCCAACGAGAGACAUUUCUUGAAGUCUAUUACAGAGAAUGUGAGUAAUGACCAACAUCGCAUUACUUUAAUGCAGAAAAUUGGCAAACUCUAGCGGGCGAUAUCUGCAUUCCCAGGUCCUCAUGCACUGGUAUUGUGGAAUAUGUUAUUCCUCAUUAACUCUUUCAGAGUUAGGUUAUGCAGUUACUGGCCAUCAUUUGGUUUAGGAUGCUACCAAAAAACAGCCAUCAUAGCUAAUACAUUUUUCUAAAGAAUUCUGCUUAAAUGUAUUUCCAGCUGAUGUAGAGAUAUGCAAUCUUGAGACGUAUGUAGUGUGACUUAUACUUCUAUAUCACAGUUAUGUAAUAGUUACACUACUGGGAUCUGCUGCAUGUUGGUACCAUGUCUUGGUACUUCCCCAAACACUUGAUUAUACAAAGAUUGCACAAUAAAUGCUUUAAAAAUGAAACACCGUAUUCAUUUGUUUUAAUAAUAAAAUUAGCUUGGUACCAUCAGUGUAGUCCUGACAUUAUGAACCUACUGACAGGAAAACUGCUUUAACUCAACAUCUUAGUCUGCCCGUCCUUUAUAUUUCAAUGGCAUUGUGGUACAAAUACACAAUUCAUUGCUUCACACUAGCCACUGCGCAAAGCUGCAUAAAAGUAUGGCGGGAGAAUGCAUUGACAUUCAUGGCAGCAGUCUGAUAGGAAGAGACACAAGCAAUCUUUAGAUAUGCAUAUCUUUUUAAUGGUAACUGCUACCAUAAUUUGCAUACUUGUCUCAUUUAAACCUUUUGAUGGUCGGUCCAUUGUAUUGAUUUAUCUGUAGAAUAGAGUGGGUUUGUAGUGAACUGGAGAACUUGUGAAAGCUCUAGAUAUGUAAACGUUUCCUUUUAGAUGGCAAAACACAGCUUAUGCAUAUUCUUUCCACUCCAAGAGUAAUAGAACAUUAUACCAUUUUAGUGAUAGUUGUAGUGUGUUCAUGUCUAACCUAGAUGUUAAAUCGUCAUGCUUGUAAGCUUCUUUUACUCUUACAUGGCUUAAAGUGUAGAAAAACACUAGUUUCCACAGUAACAACAAUGGCCCAAAAACGCAGAUGGUUAUUAUUUAAGCUAGUCUAAAGUCUAGUCUCUUUAAUUUAAAACAGAAUAAGUACAUUGUGUUAAUGUUAAAAAUUAAUUGUUUUUGAACUUUCAUAGUCCAAGAUUCCAAUGUCUAGAUUAAUAAAGUUGUGUC
Messenger RNA from Pelobates fuscus (common spadefoot toad), 4460 nucleotides. RefSeq names its product gem nuclear organelle associated protein 4 (gene GEMIN4). Gene Ontology annotation, cellular component: SMN complex. The transcript has 3 exons. Lineage: Eukaryota; Metazoa; Chordata; Amphibia; Anura; Pelobatidae. Gene Ontology annotation, biological process: rRNA processing; spliceosomal snRNP assembly. The record is from RefSeq and is a predicted model, not a curated record. Bases 98 to 3340 code for a protein of 1080 amino acids.